Molecule: messenger RNA, 1875 nt
Organism: Arabis nemorensis
Lineage: Eukaryota; Viridiplantae; Streptophyta; Magnoliopsida; Brassicales; Brassicaceae
Source: the annotation of a GenBank genome assembly
AUGGCCUGCGAAAAGCCUAAAGCAUGCGUCUUCUGGGAUGGGGUGGAUUUCCCGUUCCGUCAAGAUCCUGAUUUGAUUUCUCAGAAUAUGAAGCAUUCUCUUGAAAAGUUGGUUCUUUUUGGUGAUUUUUCAUUCAAGGCUUUUGUUGAUGAGGAUAUGGUCACAGAUGAGUUGCUCCGUGUCUAUAAGGAAGCCGGAAUCACCAUCAUUCCUGUUCCAGGGGAUAAAUAUGCUCGAGCUCACUAUAUGAUAACCCACAUUCUUUUGUGGACAGUGGAGAAUCCUUACAAUUAUCCCUAUAGGUCAAGUUUGUGUGUCAUGUCGUCUAAGCUCAUUGAAAACAAAUCACUGUUCCGCCACAUCCUUUUAAAAGUGGAACGUUUGGACUACAAUGUUAUCGUAGCACUGGAGCCUCCUCCGGGUCAUCUCCCAUCAACUGAGCUACGUUUUGUAACCUUGGCAUCCUUUUCGAAAAGCCUGUUAGAUGGAGUAGAGCCUUGUAAUGACCAAAGCCGAACAUCACAAGAUCCUCAAGACCUUGUGAGGUUCCCUCCUUUGUGCGCUUCUGCUUAUGGUCAAGACGACCUCGAGGAUCUCCCCUUGCCUGAAGGCGGAGAUACUGAUUUGAUGUCUCACCGUACCAAGUCUUUUCUGGGACCUCAAAGGUUUCCGGAAGGUCACUUGCCAAUCAAGGCUUAUAUUCAUAACGAAAACUUCUCACCAGAGUCCUUCCAUGUCUAUAAGGAUGCAGGAAUGACAAUCCUUAUAGACAUUUCAACUAGGCUACCUAUUGUAAACGGGAAUGUGCUUUUGCAUCACUUAUUCAUCGAAAGUGUUGUCCCCGGGUGUAUUCCUCCAUACCCUGUACAUAUGCCCAAGGAGACUUUUCCUAACAGAGUUCCUUCUCUGUUUCCAAAAGAUAUUAGCACACGUGAUAUAAUCAUCUUGUGGAAUGUCGAGGGUUGUCCAACCGCUAAGGAUAGAACACUUGGUUUGACUAUCCACGAGGCUAUUCGUCCCAAGGGUUAUCGGGGUUAUAUGUCAAUCAUGCCUUAUGUGGACAGUGAAAAUGAAAGGGCUAAUGUACCCUGGUCUGAUGAUAACAUGAUUAAAAUCACCGUGGUAACCAAAGGAGAGAAUGAAUAUGCUAAAGUCACUAGGAUGAUGUUGGACAUGCUCUUCUGGGCAAUGAACAAUGAUGAACCAACACAUUUCAUCCUAAUCUCAAAGCCUUCAAAAUACAUGACCAAUUGGGACAAUGUUGUUCGAGUUUUGCAAGCUAGAGGCUCCGAUGUUAUCUUGGCACCGUCUGAUGACAUUGAACUACCUCUAUCCACUGUCAACCUGAAGUUGCUUUGCAAACACCCUGUAGCAGAAAAACUUCCUUUAUCGGUUGAAUUAUCUGGAGGAGUGGAAUUUGGAGCUGCGGAUCACGUAGGUGUCUUCUGGGUGGUCGAGAACGAGAACUUCCCACCGGAUCCUAUGAAGUUGAUGGAUGUCCCUAAGAAACCCGGAAUGAGAAUCGCCUUCAUACCUGAAAGGAACAAAUAUGAAAAAGCUACUAGAAUAUUAGCGGACAUGCUUGUCUUUGCGAGGAAGAAUGCUCAUCAAGGAUCAAGUUUGAUUGUAAUAUCGGAACCGUUCCAAGACGCCAUGUUCGACUUUGUUGCUCAGUCUUUGAGAGGCAUAGGUUACAAUGUUGUAUCAACCGACUUGGAUUACAUGGUCACCUUCGGAACUGCUGAAUGGUCAUCUAGAAGCAGGGUAUUUGGAAGUGGAUACUGUCAAUGUGAGAGGUGCUUAAUUGCUAUAAGAAUGGCUCCUGCUGUUAAAUGCCAACAUGGUUCGCUAGUCACUCCUUGUUAUAGGGUUUAG